AUGAUCUUCAGCAUGUGCGGCCUCAUGCUUAAGCUGAACUGGUGUGCUUGGGUUCCCGACUACUGUUCCUUUAUCAGCUUUGACAAUUCUCGGAGCUUGGAGGAUGAGGACACGAGGCAGAUGACGAGUAGCUUCAUGCUCUCAAUCUCUGCCAUGGUGAUGUCCUAUCUGCAGAAAUCUCAGCCCAUGACGCCCCUGUGGUGAUGUCUACUAGAAGGCUUGGAUCCUGGACUCCUGUCCACCUUCUCUCUGGCCUAGCCUUUGACUGCCUCCAACCUGCCCUUGGCUGCUGUCUGUAAACUCACCUGAGUGUUGUCUCUGGUCUCCCAGCUGAAUGAGGGAAGAUGGCCAUUUCCUUGGGGUCCUGCUUCUGCUUUGACAAAGUGGUAAACCCACAGACUUCCCUUUUAUUUCCCUCCCCUGGCCACUGUUAUGAGAAACACUGUUCAUGUUUCUAAGUAUUCGCUUGUUUUCUUGUUGAAAUCAGUUGGUAAAAAAUUUUCCACUCUGGAUGGCAUGGAUUACUUCUCUUUUGUUCAUGGGGUGCUCUGCCCAGUGAA
Molecule: messenger RNA, 560 nt
Organism: Peromyscus californicus insignis
Lineage: Eukaryota; Metazoa; Chordata; Mammalia; Rodentia; Cricetidae
Product: PAT complex subunit Asterix-like
Exons: 4
Coding region: 1-204 (67 amino acids)
Biological process (GO): protein insertion into ER membrane
Cellular component (GO): endoplasmic reticulum membrane
Molecular function (GO): protein folding chaperone
Source: RefSeq, a predicted model, not a curated record